Messenger RNA from Vitis riparia (riverbank grape), 1440 nucleotides. RefSeq names its product chalcone synthase 2. Gene Ontology annotation, biological process: polyketide biosynthetic process. Gene Ontology annotation, molecular function: acyltransferase activity, transferring groups other than amino-acyl groups. The coding region runs from base 83 to 1252 and encodes 389 amino acids. NCBI's taxonomy places the organism in Eukaryota, Viridiplantae, Streptophyta, Magnoliopsida, Vitales, Vitaceae. The transcript is spliced from 2 exons. The record is from RefSeq and is a predicted model, not a curated record.
UUUUGUCAUCCUCACCAUCGACCUCCUCUUUGUAACAGCCACUCCUCCACCUCCAACCACCACAAGCCUCAUCCAUCUGAAGAUGGUGACCGUCAACGAAGUUCGCAAUGCCCAGCGCGCCGAAGGCCCAGCCACCGUGAUGGCCAUCGGCACUGCCACUCCCCCAAAUUGUGUGGAUCAAAGCACCUAUCCUGACUACUACUUUCGCAUCACAAAUAGCGAACACAAGACUGAGCUCAAAGAGAAGUUCAAGCGAAUGUGUGACAAGUCUAUGAUCAAGAAACGUUACAUGCACUUGACAGAGGAGAUCCUGAAAGAGAACCCCACUGUUUGUGAAUACAUGGCAGCUUCCCUGGAUGCUAGGCAGGACAUGGUGGUGGUGGAGGUACCAAAGCUAGGCAAAGAGGCAGCCGCAAAGGCCAUCAAGGAGUGGGGUCAGCCCAAAUCCAAGAUCACCCACCUAGUCUUCUGCACCACCAGCGGUGUUGACAUGCCCGGUGCUGACUACCAACUCACCAAGCUGCUAGGCCUCCGCCCAUCGGUGAAGCGCUUCAUGAUGUACCAACAGGGCUGCUUUGCUGGUGGCACGGUUCUGCGCCUUGCCAAGGACCUUGCCGAGAACAACAAGGGCGCCCGUGUCCUUGUUGUCUGCUCUGAGAUCACUGCUGUUACUUUCAGGGGACCUAGUGACACUCACUUGGACAGCCUUGUUGGGCAGGCACUUUUUGGCGAUGGGGCGGCCGCUGUUAUAGUUGGUUCCGACCCGAUCCCAGGGGUGGAGAAGCCCAUGUUCGAAUUGGUUUCAGCAGCCCAGACAAUCCUCCCCGACAGCGAUGGCGCCAUCGAUGGGCAUCUCCGGGAAGUGGGGCUGACCUUCCACUUACUUAAGGAUGUGCCCGGCCUCAUUUCCAAGAACAUUGAAAAAAGCCUGAAUGAGGCCUUCCAGCCUUUGGGCAUCAAGGACUGGAACUCCAUUUUCUGGAUUGCACACCCUGGUGGGCCUGCAAUCUUGGAUCAAGUUGAGGAAAAAUUAGCCCUAAAGCCUGAGAAGUUACGCUCCACACGACACGUCUUGAGCGAGUAUGGUAACAUGUCAAGUGCUUGCGUGUUGUUUAUUUUGGACGAGAUGAGGAGGAAGUCGGCUGAGGAAGGGCUGAAGACCACGGGUGAGGGGCUGGAAUGGGGCGUGCUCUUCGGUUUCGGACCAGGGCUCACUGUUGAGACCGUGGUGCUCCACAGUGUGUCUACUUGAGGGACUAAAAAAUAUCUACUGUUUCCACUUUACUUGCCUGAUUUGGUUUUCCCCUUCUCUUGUUGGUAUUGGACUCUAUUUCGAAGUUGUGUGUGGGUAGGCAUCAAGGGUAUGGUGUAAUAGAUUGCAUUUGAAAAAACAACUUGUAUACCAACUUAUGAUAAUAAUGAUGAUAUGCUUUUUCUAGC